Messenger RNA from Ruditapes philippinarum (Manila clam), 799 nucleotides. RefSeq names its product organic cation transporter protein-like. Gene Ontology annotation, biological process: transmembrane transport. NCBI's taxonomy places the organism in Eukaryota, Metazoa, Mollusca, Bivalvia, Venerida, Veneridae. Gene Ontology annotation, molecular function: transmembrane transporter activity. Gene Ontology annotation, cellular component: membrane. The record is from RefSeq and is a predicted model, not a curated record.
UAAACUACUUUAAACAUCUUUCCAGCCCGUCGUGACUGUUGUUUUUACAUGCUCAUGAAUAUUAAUUAGCUAGUAGAUGUAAUGAUAACAUCUCAUAUUGUUAACUGACAACAUACUUGAUAAAACACUUCACACGUGUUAGAAAGUGAAAUAGAUAUAUCGUCAAAGAUGAAGUUUGACGAAAUUUUAACGCAGAUUGGAGAAUUUGGAAAAUACCAGAAAAUAGUGUACACGCUAUUAGCGUUUCCGUGCGUCAGUGUGGGGAGUUUCUGUAUGAUGCUUAUUGUCAUUCUGUAUACACCGGAACACAGAUGUAAAAUACCGUCCCUCUCAAACGACAGUUUUGCAAUUCAAAAUGACUAUCAUCGGCGUCUUAUCAAUGAGACCAUACCACUCUCUAGUGACCCGACGCAACCUUACGACAGGUGCAAUGUUUACGUCACAGACGGAAGUUCAUUUCACGCGGCAAAUGCGAGUCGCGUGAUGUGCACGGAGUGGGUUUAUGAUAAAAGUGUGUUUACAAGUACGUUUACAUCUCAGAUAAAUUUAGUAUGCAGGGAUUCGUUGAAAACAUCCCACAUUAUGAUGUUUUUCUAUUUUGGCCUGUUAGUUGGUGACUUAAUACUCGGUAUGCUGUCAGAUUCACUCGGUCGUCAUAAGAGUAUGUAUAUAGCCCUGGUGUUUUUACUGAUAUCAUCCGUGUCUGUGACCUUCACCCCAGAAUUCUAUUCGUUCGCUGUCCUACAGUUCAUAAUAGGCGGAAGUGGUCAUGGUGCUUUUGUUGCUAUCGCUGUCAUAA